GUCCAAGUCUAUAUUCACGAAUCUUGGCCGGAUAGCCCUGGCAGGUAAGGCCGUUCAAAUGAAGAGAAGAAGAAGAACAACAAAAAUACACAACCUUGCUUUUUCUUUUUAGAAUAAUUAAAUGUUUUGUUGGAUUUAUUUAAACUUUUAAUGUCUUUACAGUCUAAAGUAGUUUUAGGCGCUGCUUGUGUUUUUUCAGCAAGUAUAAUUGGAUAUGUACAUUACAAACAAAAUUUGGAUAGGGAACAAAUGCAUUCUGGAGUACUAAGAGAUAUGGAGAGGCGCCAGAGGAGAAAGCAGGAAAAUUUGUAUGUUCUUCAAAAGCAGAUUGAUCUUGGGAAAGAAUUGAAAAAGCAGCAGGAUGACAUUACUUAAUUAGAGGGCAGUCUUGUGUUUGUAGAUAGUGUUUUAAAUAUAAACAAACGUUGUUGUAAAUGAUUAUAUAGAAAAUAUAAGAGUCUGAUAAAAAUAACUUUUUUUAAGAACAAUGUAAAUAGGCAGAUAAGUACUAAAAUAUUCCUUUUCAUGGGGUUAUUCUGUAGCAUUUGUUAGUAUAUAAAUACAGAUAAGAGCUAAUAAAAAAAUGUAAUAAGAGAA
Messenger RNA from Diabrotica virgifera virgifera (western corn rootworm), 597 nucleotides. RefSeq names its product protein PET117 homolog, mitochondrial (gene Pet117). Gene Ontology annotation, cellular component: mitochondrion. Gene Ontology annotation, biological process: mitochondrial respiratory chain complex IV assembly. The transcript has 2 exons. Lineage: Eukaryota; Metazoa; Arthropoda; Insecta; Coleoptera; Chrysomelidae. The record is from RefSeq and is a predicted model, not a curated record. The coding region runs from base 151 to 375 and encodes 74 amino acids.